UUUUAUUUUAUUUUGAAAGUAAUACAAUGGAUGAGGAGUGUUAUCCUUCCACUACAACCGGAUUGUGACAAGAGAUUUAGUCCUCUGAAGCUCCAUUCACAUGUUCAGUGAGAGUCAGGCGAGCCUGAGGGACAGACAUGAAGGAUCCGCAGCUCCCAGCUAUCAAAGCACGCCUUUGGCCAAAGCAGAAGGAGAGCAAAAAACCCAAAGACGAGGCUCGAGUGGCGGACAGUAUAGCCAAGAAGCCGCCAGCCUCUGCGGCCAUAAGUGCCAUCCCACAGCUGACCGAAUCAGAGAGGAUGAGGCAGUCCCCGUUUGAGAGGGUCGUCUACGACAUGGCCCACAACGAGAGGACCGUCAACGACCUGAUGCUCGGUCGGAGAGUUGGCUUCUACGAGCUGCGCGGAGAGAUCGGGCAGGGGAAUUUCUCCACUGUCAGGUUGGGCAUCCAUGCCUUGACCAAAGAGAGAGUCGCUAUCAAAAUCAUGGAUAAGCUGCGUCUGGACGAGAGCAUCCAGCCGAUGAUUUCCUCAGAGAUCAGCUGCAUGGAGAAACUGUGCCACCCCAACAUAGUGCGGCUGUACGAGGUGAUGGAGACCAGCCGGAAGCUGUAUCUGGUGAUGGAGUACGGCAGCUGUGGAGACCUGUUCUCCCGAAUCACCACCAGGGGGAAGCUUAACGACCUGGAAACCAAGCUGGUCUUUGCACAAGUCCUCUCUGCUGUUAAACACAUGCACGACAACAACAUUGUCCACAGGGACCUCAAGGCAGAGAACAUCUUCUACACCACCAGCUACUGCAUCAAGGUGGGAGACUUCGGCUUCGGCAAAGAGAACGGCCCGAAUGAUCUCCUCACCAACUUCUGUGGCUCGCCGCCGUACGCCGCUCCUGAGCUGUUUCAGGAUAAAGGUUACGUUGGAUGCUAUUCAGACACCUGGGCCUUAGGGAUUCUUUUGUACUUCAUGGUGACGGGCACUAUGCCCUUUUAUGGAGACAAACUUGGGAGGUUGAAGCGCUGCAUCCUUCAGGGGGCCUACAGUAUCCCUGCUUAUGUGCCCUAUCCAUGCCAGCUGGCGAUUAAGGGCAUGCUGCGGCCUGUGCCCGUCGAUCGUUCGUCUGUCACACAGAUUGCAAACAGUGCAUGGCUGAAGGGGAUAGAGUACCCUCCUCCGUAUGUCUUGUUGCCCCUGUCCCCAGCACACUUUGCCCACACCAACCAGACUCUGUGUGUGGAGGAGCAGGAGGUGAAGACUCUGCUGUCCGAUCUGGGUAUUUCCAAAGUCCAUUUCCAAAACAAUCCCUGCUUAGACAGUCGUAGCCCAUUGACUGGUACCUACCGGAUCCUUCUCCAUCGGGUCCAGAAGAGGAGGACAGUGGAGGCGGUGGGUUAUUCAGCGCUUCACCCUGAUGAGUACGGGAGUCCGAAGAAGUGGACUGUAGCACCUUUGGACAAACACGAUCCCUCGGCUGUCUGCGUUGUACUGUAAAGAGAAUGAACUGAACUGGACUUGCUUUAGUUGGGGCACUUUAUCACAAACAUGUGCGUCUAUGUGCUCGCGUCACUCAAUUCAUGGCUCCCUUAUUAAUUUGUGAGGCGUUAUGUUACAUGCUGCGAAAUACUCAAGUUGCGCAAUGCUGGACCGAAAUGGCAAACACAUGGAGGUAUUGAGAGGUCUGAGGGUUCUUCUUCUGUCCCACAGUGUAAAUCAAAUCUAUCUUAUGGAAUAGGGCACCUUUCUUAAGUAAUCCUUAAGUAAUCUGCUAUGGCUUUGUGUUCUGAUUGUUACAUCACCAACAAAAGCUUACUGACGCACGACAUUCAUCAAUCACUAUAUGGCCAUCAACAUCUUUUAAAUCCCUCUAGAUCUACUGAACCAAGCCAAGGCUACAGGUAAUCCUAAUAAGAUAGACAGUAAGAACAUGCUCGGGUAACAGAAAUGAAACCUGCGAUUAUGGAAUAUUGUCCUGGGAAAA
Cyclopterus lumpus (lumpfish) is the source of this 1974-nucleotide messenger RNA. RefSeq names its product serine/threonine-protein kinase NIM1. Lineage: Eukaryota; Metazoa; Chordata; Actinopteri; Perciformes; Cyclopteridae. Gene Ontology annotation, biological process: microtubule cytoskeleton organization; protein phosphorylation; intracellular signal transduction. Gene Ontology annotation, cellular component: cytoplasm. Gene Ontology annotation, molecular function: protein serine/threonine kinase activity; tau-protein kinase activity; ATP binding. The transcript is spliced from 5 exons. The coding region runs from base 138 to 1487 and encodes 449 amino acids. The record is from RefSeq and is a predicted model, not a curated record.